AUACGUACGCAYGGCUAAACAUGUUAAAGAGUACCUGCAUCGUGCUGUCACAAUGAUUGUCCACACGGACCAGUCAUGGUUUGUAAUUACAAUCCCAAGUGAAGAUUGAAGUCAUCUUCUCUUAAAAUAUUCUUCAAACAAUGUUAUCAAAAGAUGRAGUAUGAUGAACAGCACGAUUCGAGGAUCAGUUUAAAUCUUAGCUUAUAACAAGGAUCAAGUUKUUAAAGGUGCACUGAUUGGUGAUUGCUGAUUGGUGCAGCUGUCCUUAGUGGUUUGAAUGACAGACGAACAAGAGGACUGGCCUAAAAAUGACUCUCGUGGUUCAUCUCAAGCUUCUGGAGAAGUAUCAACAACUGAACACCAGAAAAUACCAGGGAUCCCAAAGCGCUACAUCCUUGUACUUCUUUGUUUCUUUGGCCUCUUCCAAAUGUAUGCCAUCAGAACCUGCCUGAGUGUUGCCAUCGUUGCUAUGGCGACCAACCGCACGGUUAUUGAAAACGGAGUAGAAGUUAAUAAGGGACCAGAAUUUGAUUGGACAUCCGAAGUGCAAGGCAUCAUCCUUGGCUCGUUCUAUUAUGGCUACGCAGUGUUCCAGAUUCCUGCAGGCAUGUUGGCCCUUCGUUAUGGAGGCAAGCCCGUCUUUGGCUUUGCUAUCUUGAUUGCAUCAAUAUUGACAGUCGUUACGCCGCCUAUCGUGCGAUACAACUUUAAGUUGUUCAUCGUGUUAAGAAUAUUUGAAGGACUUGCUCUGGGUCUUAUAGCAGCAGCCCAUCACUGCAUAUGGGCAACUUGGUCUCCGAUGUUUGAGCGCAGUUCUCUCUUGACUAUAGCAGGAUCAGGCACUAUCGUUGGUACAAUCGUCACGAUGCCUAUCACUGGGGUUUUAUCUGAGAGUGAAGGUGGCUGGCCCUUCGCCUUUUAUUUCAUUGGUUCAUUUGGUAUAUUGUGGUUUGUAGUGUGGCAAAUUUGUAUGUACGAGACUCCAAAGGACCACCCAUGUAUAUCUAAAGAGGAGAUAGAUUAUAUAGGGAAUCCAUGGGAUAUGGACCCUGAAAAGGUUGUCAAGAUUAACAUCCCAUGGAAAGACAUUGGACUUUCUCUACCAGUCUGGGCUUGUACCUUAACCUUUCUGGUCUCAGAUUGGUGUUUUUAUACCAUGUUAAUAUGUAUUCCUUUAUACAUGAAGCAAGUUUUAAAAUGUAGCGUCGCUGAGACGGGUUUCAUCAGCGCUAUACCGUAUAUAUUAAUGGCGAUUAUAUCCCCAUCCGCGAGUCUCUUGGCAGACCAGUUGAUUACAAGAAAAGUAUAUUCCAUAGAAUUUACUAGAAAACUAUUCCAGGCUGUAGGUCUCCUCAUUAGCUCCUGCUUCGUGGUGGCAGUUGGCUAUGAAACCAGGGCUUUUAGUUCACUGGUGUUACUUACAUUAGGGAUUGGUACCUACGGUAUAGGAAGUCCAGGAGCCUCGCCAAACCUCAUCGACUUAUCGCCAAAAUAUGCUGGGCUAUUAAUGGGAAUUGCUAACACCGCGGGCUCAUUAUCAGGUUUUCUAUCGCCAGCCGUUGUUGGGAUUCUUACGACUCAUGGUACCUUGGAGGAAUGGCGUCUUGUCUUCUGGCUGACAGCUCUCAUGGCGCUUACAGGUACAUUGGUUUACACCGCGUUUGGUUCUGCACAUAAACAACCAUGGGCAGAAGAUUGACUGAGUAUUAUACGAUUUUUAAUACCACGUCGAUGAGCCUCUACGCCUGUCAAUCUGUAAGUCUUGGCUUGACAAAUAACCUUAUUUACGGUCUCAAAAGGAAUUAUAGUAUUACUUGCAAGCUAAAAAGGUUCUAGUGUUGGUAUUGAGUACUUGUCCAAUCCAGCUGGAAUGAUUCUUAUAAAGUGCAAUGUAUUGAAUUUAAUAUAUAUUUUUGUAAURCUUCUUAUCUUUGGACUUGAGCAACGGCUGGACGUAUCAUCUGCUUGGGUAGCUUAGCGGCAGAUAAUCAAAUUGUACUGUUGAUGAACGCCUGGGGAGAUUUUCUAGGAGGCAAGAAGGGAUUGAGGAAAGAACUAUCUGAAAUUCAGUUGUUGUCUAUAAUUCAGUCCCCAUGUAACAAAUGAAAAAUAAAGCCCGUUAAGUUGAAAAACGCGCUUUCAUUGGCCAGUUAAAUAGUUUUUGAACAGCCACUGAUUUGAUCUUUCGUUUAAAUUAAAUCAAUUAAGCUAGCUGUGUAUAUCAUUUUAUUAAAUAAACUAUUUUAUUYAUAUAAAGAAAAAAUUUAUUUAAGUACUACACAGUUUUAGUUAGGUUAGUGAAAUCCAUACGUAUAGGUAGCCUCCCCCUCUCUCUUAUAUCUUUUGCAUAUUAUUCAUAUAUAAUCGGCGCGAAAUAAAGCGAUAGUUUCGACUCGCUCGUAUCGCGUCAAAACACUCAGAUAUUUCUGAAUUUAGCACAAGUAAUAGCUCAAUACGUUAGCGGGCUUUUAACAGUCUAUUCGUUUUUUUUUGUUUUUUUUUKAUUCGCUUUUGCUGUUACGGGGCGAUUUUCUAAUUGGGUUUUUGAAAUAAUAUUGUCCUGGCUCCUGUUCUGAAUUCGAUCGAUUUCCAUGAAACUUCAGAUUCUUCGUAAAUAGAUUGUCAUUUCCGCCGCGUUAGUAGAAAACCUAUCGAUUGCAAGUAGUUGCGCGGCAAAAUAGGACUAAAAACUGAAGAUAAAAAAUAUGUAAUCG
Actinia tenebrosa (Australian red waratah sea anemone) is the source of this 2714-nucleotide messenger RNA. RefSeq names its product vesicular glutamate transporter 1. Gene Ontology annotation, biological process: monoatomic anion transport; transmembrane transport. Gene Ontology annotation, molecular function: transmembrane transporter activity. Gene Ontology annotation, cellular component: membrane. The record is from RefSeq and is a predicted model, not a curated record. Lineage: Eukaryota; Metazoa; Cnidaria; Anthozoa; Actiniaria; Actiniidae.